AUGUCUUGCUACAAGGGAAAGUACGCUGAUGAACUUAUUGCCAAUGCUGCAUACAUUGGUACCCCUGGAAAGGGUAUCCUUGCCGCUGAUGAGUCUACUGGCACAAUUGGCAAGCGACUAGCUAGCAUCAAUGUUGAGAAUGUUGAGACCAACCGGAGGGCUCUACGCGAGCUUCUCUUCACCGCUCCUGGUGUUCUUCAAUACCUGAGUGGAGUUAUCCUUUUUGAGGAAACUCUAUACCAAAAGACUGCUGCAGGUAAACCUUUUGUUGAUGUAUUGAAAGAGGGUGGUGUCCUCCCCGGAAUUAAGGUCGACAAGGGUACUGUUGAGCUUGCAGGAACCAAUGGUGAGACCACCACUCAAGGUCUUGAUGGCCUUGCCCAACGUUGCCAGCAGUAUUAUAAAGCAGGUGCUAGAUUUGCUAAAUGGAGAGCUGUGCUCAAUAUUGGUGCCAAUGAACCAUCACAGCUCUCUAUCAAUGAAAAUGCCAAUGGUUUAGCCCGUUAUGCAAUCAUAUGCCAAGAAAAUGGUCUUGUUCCUAUUGUUGAGCCUGAGAUCCUUGUUGAUGGUUCUCAUGACAUUAACAAGUGUGCUGAUGUCACUGAGCGUGUUCUUGCUGUUGUCUACAAGGCACUGAAUGACCACCAUGUCCUCCUCGAGGGAACUUUGUUGAAACCAAACAUGGUGACUCCGGGGUCAGAUGCACCCAAGGUUGCGCCAGAAGUGGUUGCUGAGCACACUGUUCGUGCCUUGCAACGUACAAUGCCUCCUGCAGUUCCCGCCGUGGUGUUUUUAUCUGGUGGACAGAGCGAGGAGGAGGCCACUCUGAACCUUAAUGCCAUGAACAAACUGAAGACCAAGAAGCCAUGGACCCUCUCUUUCUCAUUUGGACGUGCUCUCCAGCAGAGCACACUCAAGGCUUGGGCUGGGAAAGAUGAAAACAUCAAGAAAGCUCAGGAUGCUUUGCUUACAAGGUGCAAGGCCAACUCGGAAGCAACCCUGGGAACUUACCAGGGUGCUAGUGCAUUGAGUGAGGGUGCCUCCGAAAGCCUCCACGUCAAGGACUACAAGUACUAA
Fraxinus pennsylvanica is the source of this 1077-nucleotide messenger RNA. NCBI's taxonomy places the organism in Eukaryota, Viridiplantae, Streptophyta, Magnoliopsida, Lamiales, Oleaceae. The record is from the annotation of a GenBank genome assembly.